CCAAAGUUCCUGGUUAAGCUGCACACGUUUAGCCUUCUGAGAAGCUCAGCAGGGAUGCCCCAGCAGUUACUUGUUCUGUUUCUGUCAUUUCAGCUCACUACAAAUGUUGGUGGCUAUUGGGGAAAGAUUAUUGGAGGCCAUGAAGUAAAACCACACUCCAAGCCUUACAUUGCCUACCUUGAAGUACAAGAUGUAGGUUUACCAUUUCGUUGUGGUGGAUUUCUUGUCAGAGAGGAUUUUGUGGUAACAGCAGCACACUGUAAUGGACAUAUAACUGUUACACUAGGGGCUCAUGAUAUAUCCAAGAAAGAAGCAACACAGCAAAAACUCCAAGUGGAAAGCUACUAUCCUCAUCCAGAGUACAAUGGAUUCGUGCUUCUUAACGACAUUCUAUUACUUAAGUUGAGGAAAAGAGCAGUGCUGAAUGAGAACGUCACCGUCAUUAAGUUGUCUAAGAGCAAUGAAGAUGUACCAGAUGGGACAAAGUGUGUUCUGGCAGGAUGGGGAAGCGUAACUGCCAAUGGAAGACGCGUACCUAAGAAAUUACAGGAGGUCAACAUAACAGUACUUGACUGGAGCAAGUGUAAACAAAUUUAUAACAGACAUCUGACAUCAGAUAUGAUGUGCGCAGGCUAUGAGGAAGGUGCCUGCAUUGGAGAUUCUGGUAGCCCCUUAGUAUGUCAAGAUACUGUCCAAGGUAUUGUGUCCUUUGGAAGAUCGCCAUGUGCGAACAGAACUCCAACAGUUUUUACACAAAUAUCAAAGUAUACCAACUGGAUUCAUGAAAUCAUGGCAAAGAAGAGUGACAUUUUGUAUUCUUAAAGUCCUGCUUUCAAAAGAAGGGUGUUGCUUUUGCCAUUUAAAAUAGAAAAAAAAAACCCCUCCAAGUUUAUAUGUAUCAUUUCGUAAUACUAGCAGCUACUUUUCUGUUGAACAUUUUCAGUCGUGACCUAAUUCUGUCAGCACUAUUCUUACUGAUUUCUGUGAAAGUCAGUAACCAAACCCUGAAGACAGAACAGUGCAGCAUGCCGCUAAGAGAACAGAAGAAUAUGUUCUGAAUAGUAAUCAUUUAUUCACAGAUAAGAGGGACAUUACAUGGGCUGAUUUUAUGUCAAAUUUCUAUUUUGGGAGAGUUAUAAGCAUGUAUCUACUUAAAGAGCAUGUCAUGUCUUAGCAUAUACCUUUAUUUAACAUUGUAUUUCAUUAGCAACUAUAUUACAGUUCAUUUAGUAAGCUAAGAAGAUUGUUUUUUUUCCUCCUAUGACCUUAAUCUGGUAUUUUCUAUAUGAAAAAUAAAACAAAACCAGCAACUAAAAGGCAAGCUGCAGUAAAGAAAGUAACAAUAAAGGUAUAGUAAAAGACCUGGUGCUCAAUGAGCCUGUAAAAUAACUAUCCAUUUCAUCUCCCUGAAGGCUCGGCCUUUACAUCAUUAAUUGACAGUGUUUACUGAUUGGUAGUUUUUUGUUUUAAAAGUGAUUGUGUUUUAGUUUUUGAGUUUGUCAGGAUCUGAUGAAGCACACUUGUGAAAGCACUAAUCCUUUUUAAUAAGCCUGUUUUUUACUUUUGCUGACUUGGACUUUUAUGCCUCAAGCCUUGGUGGACAAGCUGCGUUAUUUCUUUAUUAUUUUCUAUAUGAUACCACAUCAGCUGUCAAUUAUAUUACAAUACUAAACACGUUAUAUUAUUUCACUGUUUCAGCUUGCCUUAUUAAUGUUGUCAGUAUAUGAGACUAGACAUCAUAUGUUAUUUUGCAGUUUGUCAAUAUUGUAGAACUGUAUCCUCAGGACUCCUCUAAAAAGGUAACUUCCUAGCUUGAUAUUUCAUGUUAACUAUUGCAAGUAAAUAAAUAUGCCAAAUCGUCAUAAUGUCAAGAAUUAGCUUGGAUUUUUCAUACAUCAGCAAAACAUUCUGAGCAAACACAGUCAAGUUAUCUCUUAAAAUUUGAAGAUUUUUAUUUAUGUUGUAUUUCUAAUGCUAUAAUAACUCAUGUUAUCAAUAUCAAUACGUACAACAUUUAGUUAGCAGUAUAUUGUUACAGGAAAUAUGGGUCUCCUGUGGCUGAGUUAGCAACAGAAAUAUAAACUCAUGUACUGGGAUAGAGUCUGAGCUGUCUAGGUUUCAACUGUUACAUGCUCCUUCUGUUUCCAUGCUUUACCCCUGUAAUGUCACAUGGGGAAAGCUGUAGCUCUAAGAAUAUUGGAGGGGGUCCUCCUUAGCAGAAAAACAAAAAAACAAAAAAAAUCAUUUUUUGCACCAAAUCAGUGUAGCAAGAUUGUGUCCACUGUUUUCUAUUAUAAGAGGGUUAAUUCAGAGCUCCAUGAGGUUUACUGCAAAAUGAUGUUACAACUGUAUUUCUUUUGUACUUGUUCUUAUGCAAGAUUAAAAAUUAAAUCAAAACAA
Molecule: messenger RNA, 2400 nt
Organism: Protopterus annectens (West African lungfish)
Lineage: Eukaryota; Metazoa; Chordata; Ceratodontiformes; Protopteridae
Product: mast cell protease 1A-like
Exons: 5
Coding region: 55-822 (255 amino acids)
Biological process (GO): proteolysis
Molecular function (GO): serine-type endopeptidase activity
Source: RefSeq, a predicted model, not a curated record